Eufriesea mexicana is the source of this 939-nucleotide messenger RNA. Its product is annotated as GPN-loop GTPase 1. Gene Ontology annotation, molecular function: GTPase activity. Bases 1 to 939 code for a protein of 312 amino acids. Lineage: Eukaryota; Metazoa; Arthropoda; Insecta; Hymenoptera; Apidae. The record is from RefSeq and is a predicted model, not a curated record. The transcript has 4 exons.
AUGAAUAUUAGAGAUACUGUCAAUUACAAAGAAGUAAUGAAACAGUAUAGUUUAGGUCCAAAUGGUGGUAUUGUCACUGCUUUAAAUCUUUUUUCUACAAAAUUUGAUCAAGUUAUAGAACUUAUUGAUAAAGCAGGCAAAGAACAUGAAUAUGUAAUUUUGGAUACCCCUGGACAAAUUGAAGUUUUUACAUGGUCAGCAAGUGGAACAAUCAUAACAGAAGCUUUGGCAUCUCAAUUUCCAACGAUUAUAGUGUAUAUAUUAGAUACUGUAAGAAGUGUUAAUCCUGUGACAUUCAUGUCUAAUAUGCUUUAUGCAUGUUCUAUACUGUAUAGAACCAAAUUACCAUUUAUUGUUGCUAUGAAUAAGAUUGAUAUUGUCGAACAUAGUUAUGCAGUAGAUUGGAUGCAAGAUUUUGAAGCAUUUCAAGAAGCUUUAGAUUCAGAAACAAGUUAUAUUAGUAACUUAACACGUAGCAUGGCUCUUACACUUGAUGAAUUUUAUAGUCACUUACGUAGCUGUGGAGUUUCUGCUGCAACUGGAGCUGGUAUCACUAAGUUUCUUGAACUUAUUAAAGAUGCUAUAGAAGAGUAUGAAAGUGUAUAUAAAAAAGCUUGGGAGAAGAUGAAAAUUAAACGAGAUGUUCAGCGACAAAAAACAGAGCAAGAACAACUUCAAAAAGUAACUGAAGAAGUUACAGGAGAAAGAGUGCCAUUAGUAACAACAAUUAGUAGUGGAAGAGAGAUUUCAGACAUAUAUUUAAAACAUGCUGGUAAUGAAUCAAGUGAAGAUGAAGAAGGUACAGAAAACCCAUUUAAAGAAGAAGAAGAUGAAGAAGAAAAGAAAGAAGCAGAAUCUUUUACAAAUUUUUUACAUAGGCAUAAAAUGCAACAAAAGAAACAUCCAACUAAUCAACCCACAACAAGCAGUAACACAUAG